Molecule: messenger RNA, 490 nt
Organism: Bipolaris maydis ATCC 48331
Lineage: Eukaryota; Fungi; Ascomycota; Dothideomycetes; Pleosporales; Pleosporaceae
Source: RefSeq, a predicted model, not a curated record
CGAGGAUAAUGUGUGAUUAGCAGUGAUCCUGGACAAGCAAGGCGUUGUAUUGCGUACAUGCCUUUGUCUUGUCGACAUUUAUAAGACAACGUCCCGACGAGGCUCCAAGGUAUUCCAUUCUUCAGCCUCAAACCCAUUCAACUACAUUUCUCUUCUUUAUAUUCACUCUUUGUCGCAGUGCGACUUUUACCAUCUCACACAUCCGUUUCGACUUUUCCUUGAACUUCGGCGACUGCUACUCUACUCGAAUACUCUCGAACCCAACCGUAAUCACCUAAACACUAUUUUCAAAAUGAAGUUCACCAUUGUCGCCACCAUCAUCUCCAUGGCUGCUUUUGCCGUUGCUGCUCCCAUCGCUAGUGAGGGAGUCGCUGCCCGUCAGAACCACGGCAUGUGCGUCAAGUCGGUCAAUGGCGAGGUUACCCAAAUUCCCAACUGCUAGAUGUGAUACCCCAAGCGUGGAAGGACAAGAUGGAGUGUGGCGAGAAGG